Molecule: messenger RNA, 1751 nt
Organism: Ruditapes philippinarum (Manila clam)
Lineage: Eukaryota; Metazoa; Mollusca; Bivalvia; Venerida; Veneridae
Exons: 2
Coding region: 1120-1629 (169 amino acids)
Source: RefSeq, a predicted model, not a curated record
GUUGUUUACAAUAGGGGUAAUAAAUUGAAACUAUUAGAAAAUGUAAUAUAGCAAUUCAUAUAAAAAGGUCAAUGCAUUGUAUAUCGUGAUAAAGUUAAUCUUCAAAGCGGACAAUAUUGUAAUAUGGAUUAGGAUUAUAUCAUUUCACCACUGUUACUGGCAUUGUUCCUGAUUUAUUGAAUUUGUAACUGUGUAAAAUAAUCGAAUUCCAACAAAAUGGAUACGCAGUCAGAAAAAAAGAUUUGAGUUGAUUCAAAAAUGUGUGAUUAAUAAUUUAAAAUUACUAUGGAUAUAAGAGUUCGAGAACGCGCUUUACUUUCGUUUUCUAAAAGAAUUGUUUAAUAAAAAACAUUCGUUGUGAAGUUAACAUACAGAGGAAUAAGUGUGACAUAUACAAGAUCAUUGUAAACCCGUCUAUAGAUAUCAAUUUGUACCGGUAAAAUCAUCACAGGUUUUGAAUUUUUUAUAAGCAAGUAUUGGCAUUUGAUUAGUGCGAACAAAACUGGUCAUAAAAUAUGAUCUAACAAAAAAUUAACCCUACGACAUGUAUAAAUGUAUUGUGGAUUAUUGCGGUGACUAUUACAUGUGAUUUAAAGUAAAUUAUCAAAAUUAAUUUCCACGUUUUGAAAGGUGGCGUAGUUACUUACUGAUAAAUAGGAAAAAUUGUUAUCGGAAAUUUGAUACGAGUAUUUUCAUACUAAAUUAUGUGUCGCUUUUCCGUUUUUGGAACAAUUUUGAAUAGAAUAGUUUUCGUUUGAGAUAAAGUAUCGAUAAUACGCCGAGAUCUUUAAAUGUUGAUGUAGAUUUUUCAAUAGAAUAGGUAAAUAUUCUAUAAAGAAGUGUAUAUAACAAAAGUGUAUGUGCCAAACAACGAACACGAAGGUUUGAAAGAAGCAUUAGUUUGUCUAAUUUAAAGUGAAAUCUAUAAUGUUAAGUGCUUGUUUAAAUCUAAAUAUAUAGACUGAUAGAAAUAAUUGGAAUUAUGAUUCCCGAUAUUAGGGAUUUAAAAUAAUUGAUCAUUUUUAUAGAGAAAAUGUGAAUUUAAUUUAACAGCUCUCAAUAUUGAUGUAUUUUAAGAUACGUGUGUAAACAAAGGAUAUAGUAUAAUUAUUUGUAAUCAUGGCGUUCAAUGUGACAUACGGUAGUCUACAAGGCAAAAAUAUAAAACAUUUGUACACGACGCGCGAGAAAACUAUGCACAAAAAUGUCCCACGACAGAAGUUCUAUAGACCGGAGUUCUUAGAAUUAGAAAUACAAGCUAGAGAAAGACAUAGACAAAGGAAAGACAAAAAACCGAAAGUUAAUAUGGAGUUUGUGCCCGAAUUCGAUAUAGAAGUUCCUCGUGCACCAGCAUUUAGAAAAGCGAACAAAGCGUACGUUGAUGAAAUCGUUUCUAGAUUGACACAAAGACCAAAGAUAAAGUCAGACCCUAGAGGUUGUGGUCACUAUCAGCGCGGCUUUCACGAGUAUGAAUGGGAAGAAGAGGAACUAGAAUCACCACGUGAGCCAGUAACUCGCCGAAAAAUGAACAGUAUUCUAGACAGAUUGAUGCAGCCAUGUGGUUGUGGACGCAGACAUCAGUCCCCGGAUUUACGAGAAGAAGAUUAUCUACCGAACUUUAAGUUUUGAUGAAGAGACACAGUAUUUACUGCUUAAUAUUCCAUCCGAUGUUUCCAUUCGUAGAAUAAUUAAACUUUAAUGUCAUAGCACGGGCGCGUGAUAAGACAAAAGACGACUAUAUUUCCAUGGUA